AUGUCGUUCACGUCGAUCCCCGUGUUGGACCUGUCGCAGGCGGACGAUCCGGCGACCAAGGCGGAGUUCUUGCGGCAGCUACGCCAUGCCUUGCUCGAGGUUGGCUUUCUUUAUCUGAAGAAUGUCGGCGAGCCAGCCGAGCUCUUCGAUGAGGUGAUCACAAAGGGAAAGGCCUUCUUUGACAUACCAGAAGAUGAAAAGCACAAAAUCGAAAUGAAGAACGCGCAGUCGUUCCUCGGCUACUCCCGGCUUGCAGCUGAGAUCACAGCAGGGGACGUUGACCAUCGAGAACAGAUUGACCUCGCUACCGAGCAUCCACUGCCUACAUCGGAGGACCCUCAAUACUAUCACCUACUAGCACCCAAUCAGUGGCCCGCCGAGUCUGUCCUUCCUGGAUUCAAGGCCGUGUACCAAGAGUACAUGCGACGCAUGGGCGCCAUGAGUGUGCGGUUCACGUCUCUCAUUGCUGAAGCCAUUGGUCUCCCGGCCGCAGCUUUUGACAAGUACUUUGCCGAUGAAGACCAGCACCACAAGCUGAAGAUUGUCAAGUAUCCGGACCUCGCUGAGCUCGGCAAGACGGGCCAAGGACAAGGCGUUGGACCACACAAAGACAGCAUGUUGAGCAGUUACCUCCUGCAGGCAUCAGAGCAUCGCGGCCUGCAGGUGCAGAAUAUCAAGGGAGAGUGGAUCGAUGCGCCACCCAAAGCUGGAACGGUCGUCGUGGCUAUCGGACAGGGUCUGGAGGCUCUGACGGGGGGUGUAUGUGUAUCUACAACGCACCGCGUGCUUUCGCCCGCCGCAGGCUCAGGUCCUCGCUUCUCCAUACCAUUCUUCCAAGGCGUCGACUUGGACACGGACUUUGACGACCUGGAGAAGGUCGGCGUGGGCAAGGUGCCGGAGGAGAUCCGUCAGCUACGCCAGCAGGUCAUCGAGAGGAAUGGCGGUGCUCAGCUGGAUGAUGUCGAAUUUACCUUUCGCACGGGCGGCAAGUCAAAGACACUGGGCGAGGCUACCCUCAGGAACCGGGUUAAGAGCCACCCGGAUGUGGGAGAGCGCUGGUACCCUGACAUCCUGAAGGACAUACGCGAAGAGCAGGCUGCAGCUUGA
This is a messenger RNA of Emericellopsis atlantica, 1107 nucleotides long. RefSeq lists its product as uncharacterized. The record is from RefSeq and is a predicted model, not a curated record. The transcript has 2 exons. NCBI's taxonomy places the organism in Eukaryota, Fungi, Ascomycota, Sordariomycetes, Hypocreales, Bionectriaceae. The coding region runs from base 1 to 1107 and encodes 368 amino acids.